Cyclocybe aegerita is the source of this 1041-nucleotide messenger RNA. NCBI's taxonomy places the organism in Eukaryota, Fungi, Basidiomycota, Agaricomycetes, Agaricales, Hemipholiotaceae. The record is from the annotation of a GenBank genome assembly.
AUGCCAGCUCCCGGUCGUGGAUCGAAACGAAAGGCCAAAGGAAAGCGAAGGACAGAGUCUGCUUCUACGGAAGUAGAUGCCGACUUCGACAGCAUACACGUCCCUCAAAUCAACAAUUCUGAAGGCUGGAAUGCAAUCGCUGACAAUUUAUGCACUUUUUUCGGUCUUCCAGAUCUCACCACUCGAAGUGGUCUGAAAGAAAUACAUGCAAAUUUCGACGUCCUAUUCGCACGAAUUGACAAGGUCUUUUCAGAGAAUCCCGAUGAUUUCAGAAUCAGAGGCGGGAUUGUGGGUAUCUACACCCGAAUGUGUGUAGAUGCGAUAUUGCGCAACAAACUUUUCGAGAAAGGCGUCUUGGAAAAGAUCUUACCUUUGUUGGACAUUGACGAGACGCGACACCUCGCACUACGAUGUUUGACCGUCAUCACUCGACACGGAGGUAUCGACGCCCGCCUCGAUAUCGCAAAGCACGCUCGCAAGCUCACCAAGUUGGUUCGCGAUCUUCCCAAUGACGAUAUAGUGACGGAACUGUGUGUUAAAAUCCUAUCCCACUCAGUUUCUGUCGUCGUUGAAGGGGUCGAAGGGCCACUUCACCCGGAAGCUCUCCGCGCGCUCGACAUGACCGACGUCCUGAAAGCCAUGCUGGAGACCAUUAAACGACCGUCUCGGGACCCGAGGCACUUGGUUGAGCACGCCCUCGAUCUUAUCGUGAUGUCGACUCUCUACAAGUCCGACGCAUUCAAAGUUUAUCCGUCUUCAAUUGGCUUUCUAGUUGCUGGAGUGCGCUGCAAGGACUGGGGUACCCGCGGUAUUUGCCUUAACGCCCUCAUGCGCCUCUACCAAGAUGAGCACGACAAAGAGAAUCGCAAAUUCGACCCUAUGCGACUUUUCACUGAGGUUCGACAAGGGAAAGCGCCGAGCUUUCUCAAUGAUGUCCUAAAUCGUCACGGGCCCGCUCGCAGUGACGUCUACCAAACGCUCUCUUGCAUCACCGAAUUCCAAAAGGCAAUGUUUGCUGUUGCUCAGGACCGCGACUUCUAG